Messenger RNA from Pogona vitticeps (central bearded dragon), 951 nucleotides. The record is from RefSeq and is a predicted model, not a curated record. Lineage: Eukaryota; Metazoa; Chordata; Lepidosauria; Squamata; Agamidae.
GACAAAAUGAACAAUCUGACUUCCAUGUCCACAGUUCUGCUGCUGGGAUUCUCAGAUGCCCAAGAACUACAGCUUUUACAUUUCUUUUUGUUCAUAGUGCUGUAUCUGAUGGCAGUAACAGGGAAUCUUCUCAUCACCAUUGCCAUAAUCGUUAACUAUCACUUGCAUAUCCCUAUGUACUUCUUCCUGCUCAAUUUGGCCAUGGUAGACCUUGGCGCAGUUUCAGUCAUAGUCCCCAAAUCAAUGGCUGUAUCCCUUAUGGAUGACAGGUCCAUUUCUUAUUCUGGAUGCGUUGCUCAAGUUUUCUUUUAUGUAUUGUUUGCAUCUUCUGCUUUAAUUAUCCUAACUAUAAUGGCACAUGAUCGCCAUAUUGCAAUCUGCAACCCACUUCAGUAUGAAAGAAUUAUGCACCAAGGAACCUGCCUGAAGAUGAUGGCCACUGGGUGGAUAGUUAGUGUUUUUAAUGCCAUCUUGCAUACAGGUGGCACCUUUGCAAAUACCUUUUGUUCUAAUCGUAUCAGUCAAUUCUUCUGUGAAAUCCCACAUUUAUUAAAGCUUUCUUGCUCUGAUAUUUAUUUAGUUGAAGUUGGGUUUCUUGCACUAAGCUCUGGUGUAGUACUAGCAUGCUUUGUCUUUAUUAUCAUAACAUACCUGAAGAUCAUUGCAACUGUGCUGAGAAUCCCAUCUGUACAUGGUCGGAAAAAAGCUUUCUCCACUUGCAUUCCUCACCUCACUGUUGUCUCUUUUUAUGUGUUGACUGCAGUCUUUGCUUAUGUAAUUCCACCCAGUGAUGUUUCUAUGCAUAUGGCUUCUGCUGUAAUGUAUUCUAUAAUUCCUCCCACACUGAAUCCUUUCAUCUACAGCAUGAGAAACAAUGAGAUCAAGGCUGCUUUAUGGAAACUCUUAAAAUUGGUGUUUUUCUCUAAAAAGUUUACCAAGAUUGCUUUCUGA